AUGGAUUCACCUAACGAAUAUACUUUUUUAUCAUACCAAACAUUUAAUGAAAUUACAGAUGAAUACUUACUAUUAUUAAGCGAAAAAAAAAGAUCAAAAGCAUUAAUUACAGAGGAUAUUGCUAAUAAAUAUUUGCAGAUUUUAAAUGACCCUAAAAAUACUUCUAUUUCAAAUUCUAAUAUACGUCACCAUGUUAAAAAUAACUAUUUAUCUCAAAGGAUCGGUGGAAUUGUAACAUUAAUGCAUAAAGAGAAAUCGUCAAAUAAUUGGAAACCUGUAGCUUUAAAAGAGAGAUUAUACUAUAUUAUUGCAGAGGAGUAUCUGGCUGUUAGACAUGGAAGCACAAGAGCUACUUAUAAACAAGUAUCAGAUAAAUAUCAUGGUAUAAAAAGAUGCUUGGUUGAUAAAUUUGUUGAAAUGUGUAAAAUAUGUAAAACACGCAGAUUAUCUAGCAAACUUUUAGCCAUAAGAUCUAUUAUUAGCAAGUUUUUUAUGCAACGGCUUCAG
Racocetra persica is the source of this 507-nucleotide messenger RNA. NCBI's taxonomy places the organism in Eukaryota, Fungi, Glomeromycota, Glomeromycetes, Diversisporales, Gigasporaceae. The record is from the annotation of a GenBank genome assembly.